This is a messenger RNA of Trichomycterus rosablanca, 2512 nucleotides long. RefSeq names its product CDKN2A interacting protein (gene cdkn2aip). Gene Ontology annotation, cellular component: nucleolus; nucleoplasm. NCBI's taxonomy places the organism in Eukaryota, Metazoa, Chordata, Actinopteri, Siluriformes, Trichomycteridae. The coding region runs from base 327 to 1259 and encodes 310 amino acids. The transcript has 5 exons. The record is from RefSeq and is a predicted model, not a curated record.
AGUUGCUUGAAUUUGAAUAAAUGUAUCUAAUACCCAUAGUUGAGUUGGAUUUAACACAUUAAUGUUUAAAAGUUUGUACAAAGUUGAACAAGAAAAGCCCUGUAAAGCUCCCUAAGCUGUUUCCCACUCAGCCCUCCAAUGCCAAGGUCCUCUUCCUCUUCCUCCUGUGCUGCUGCAGCCCCUCCUGCGCUGGGACCCUGCUUCACAAAGAACUCCUCACUCUGAUCCAGGAGCAACCCAUGUAACAUCCACGCUGCCAACUGCUUGUACAUCACACCAUGGCAAACUGCAAGAAUCCUGCCCAAGGAAAAUAGUGAUUAAAAGUGAUGACAGAGGAAAGUGGAAUGGAUGUUUCUGAGUACCUGAAUCAAAACCCACACUUGGCAGAAUGGGUGGAAACUUUGAGAGAGCAGUCUGAGACCGGUAAGCACUGGGGCUCUAGACGUGAAUUUAUUCUACGCAAUAUGGAGGUUUUUCCUACCAUUGAACCAGGGACCACAUCACACAGUCUGGAUAUGCUGCUUUCUUUGUCCAAAGUUUGGGCCAACCACGUGUUCUUAGGCUGUCGGUAUCCAGAUCCGGUAAUGGACAAAGUGAAAGAGUUGGCAGACGGAAUCACUGUGAUUGAUGCCCCAGUUCGUAAAACAAGAGAUGAAAUCCUUGGAAAAGGAAAAAGGCCACCUGUUAUAGGUACAGAUGCUGACAGCUGUGUUAAGAAAAGCAAAUGUGUGCCUAAUGACUCUAACAGCAAAGACCCUGAAAGAAAUACUGAAUGUGUGACUACUCCCGCUGCUAUUAAAUCGGGCCCUUCAGCUUCGGCCCCUGCAGAACACCAGCCUUUCUUUAAUCGUCUUUACAAAGCUGUGGCCUGGAAGUUGGUAUCUGCAGGAGGUUUUGGACCCAACCUGGAUCACUUUGAGAUCCUGCGCUCCUGUGUGGAAUCAUGCAAAGCUAGCCUUAGUUGUGUAUUCGUGCCACUUAAAGACAUUCCCGACUUGCCGGCUGGCUGUACCCAGAAAGAGGGCCAGGUGUGUGAACUGCGCUGCCAUACUGUCUACCUCGGCACAGGAUACGGGCGAGAUGAAUGCGCGGCCAGGGCCAUGGCCUCAAAGGAGGCUUUGAAAAUAUUCCAGGGACGGAAGGUGAAUGUGAGGAUCUCCCGUCGCAGAUUUCAGGGCCGGGAUGUAGAGGACAUAGUUUUGUUUGACGAGCAGCCCAGAGGCCCAGUUUUGCCCCCUGCUCUAAGCUAUCCUUUUUAAGGUUAUCUACUACAUUUUACUUUUUUGUGCCCACAUAACUGCUAAUUUGUUUGACAGUCAUAGAAUAUGCCUUGUGUUGGAAGAGGGUGUACAAAUAAUACUCUGAUAUUCUGUUUGUUCUUCAUAAAUUAUUUUACAGUUUGUUGGUUACAAUUAACUUAAAGGAAUACUGUAGCAUUUUCACAGCCUAAUAUUUAGCUAAUGCAUCUGUGAUUGUAAGUACAUUAUUCCUGUAGUGAGGUAGAAAAUAACAUCUCAAAACUCAUUUGAAAAAUGGGGCAGGAUUCCAUCAAUAAUGUAGGUAUUUAAUUAAAGGGGUUUGAAAAUCAGUAAGCUUUGUUGGCUUUACAUUUACAUAUUUUAUCUAAAACAAUAUUCUUUUUCUUCAAGGUUUAACAAACAUGGUUAAUGUUUUUUUCCCCCAAACUUCAGUUAAAUUUGUUAACUGGGAGCUUUGUUUAUGUAAUAUGAUUGAUUAACAUGACCAAUUAUUGGAAAGAAACCAGCAUUGUUUUUCUGAGUUGUACCUCCAUAAUACACAGUUAGUGACACAGUCUACCCUGUUAUGGUCUGUAGGUCUGUAAGUCCACCGGCUACUUUUAGCUUCAGUGCCUUACCAGCACGACUCUAUUGUCAGUAGAAAUUGUAUAGCAGUGAAUAUGCUAAAAAAACAGUUGGUUUCUUUUAAAACGUCUACAUUUGCACUCUUACUUUUGAGUUCGAUUUUUACAGAGAAUGUUCAAAAAGUGUCUAUUUUUAAGUUGUUACCACCUUAAGUUGUCUAAUGAAACUAUUAGUUUAGCAUUAACUUAAGCUAAUUAGCUCACUAUAUUUGACAAAUCCAGGUUCUUGACUCACAUUAAGAUUUUACAGAUUGCUGGUAAGCUAACAAUGAGCUUCAUGGUUGUUUGGUUUCUUCUUACAUUUCUUCUUAUGGUUACACUUGUGCUCAUGUAAUCUAUGCAUAAAAUAGAUUUAAUAAAGAUUUAAUAAUUUAUGCAGUGGUACAUGACCUUAUAUGACUGUAAAUAGUUUUAAAGGAUUAGGCCUUAAUCUGUAAUUCUUUUUUUUUUCUUUUUAGAUUUGGGCUAUUAGUAUUGCCUUUGUGUCUUGAAUUUAUUUGACCCUAAAUCAUUUUAUUGUUCCAAUUUAGGUUUGUGACAUUUAAGUGUAAUCAUUAUAACAUUCUUUUGAUAUUUCAGGCCCAAGUUUAUUCCUAAUGUCUUUGAAGUACUGUGUAUACCUAAUAAAAU